Molecule: messenger RNA, 2309 nt
Organism: Betta splendens (Siamese fighting fish)
Lineage: Eukaryota; Metazoa; Chordata; Actinopteri; Anabantiformes; Osphronemidae
Product: adenylate kinase 7-like
Exons: 18
Coding region: 170-2224 (684 amino acids)
Biological process (GO): nucleobase-containing compound metabolic process
Cellular component (GO): cytoplasm
Molecular function (GO): AMP kinase activity; ATP binding
Source: RefSeq, a predicted model, not a curated record
CGUAAUGAGUCCUUAGCAACGGGGACUACGAACUAUUUUUCAUGCUACAAAGCUAAUUAGCUUAGCUAAACAUUUCAUUUACUUGUUUUAACAUUAAACUAAGUAUUAUACUAACUAAAAUAUAUACGUAUAAGCAACACAACAACCAGUAACACUUUGCCGGUUAAAAAUGGGAGACCAACAAACUCACCCCAAGCGUGUUUUUAUCAGCGACGUUGACGGAUUUUCCUCCAGGAGCAUCGCCGAGUUUCUAUCGGCCUGUGCGCCCGCUGAGAGCCCCGAGGCCGAGCAGGCGCCAGCCUCACCUUUCCAGGUGGUAGCGACCGCGUCGCCGUCGUCCGCAGACGAGAGACGGAGCUUCCUGCUGGAGCAGCACACGUCGCCCACGAGAGACGAGCUUCUUCAGCGCCUGCUGGAAUGUGACGUGGUCGUGUACAACAUCGCAGAGUCUGCUACACAACAGCAGCUGGAAGAGGCCACGUGGGCGAUCACAGCCCUUCACGCUGAGGUGGAAAAGUUCAAGUCUCGUAAAAUGUUCAUCCUAGUAUCGACGGUGAUGAGCCGGGCUGUGGCCACGCUCCAGAAUCCAGUGAGGCUGGAGGAGGAGGACGGCGUCCUGGUCACAGAGGAACAGUUCAGAAGAAGGAGGCCUCAUCCCAGUUUCAAACUCCACGACCAGCUGGAGAAACUGGUGCUGAAGCUGGGCAGAUCGAAAAAGCCCAAACUUACCUGCUACGUCGUAGCGUGUGGUCUCCAGUACGGACGGGGAGAGAACCUCUUUCACUACUUUUUCAAGGUGUCUUGGUUGAUGCAGUGUCCAGACGUUCCCAUAUUUGGACUGGGCAGAAAUUACAUUCCCACAAUUCACGUAUACGACCUCGCAGGCGUUAUCCAGAACAUCAUUGAACUCAGACCAGCAUCUAAGUACAUACUAGCUGUUGAUGACUCCAAAAACACCCUGGGCGACAUUGUACAGGCGAUCAGUGAUAAACUUGGUCCAGGAACAACUGUCACAAUACCUGAAGAGGAAGCCAUCGCCAUGAGCGCUUUUCAGCCACACGAACUUGAGUACCUUCGUAUCAACCUUCGUCUGGACGCGUUUGUUAUAAAGGAUUCCUUUAAUCUUCACUGGACCUGUGAAGCAGGGAUGGUUGAGAACAUGGAGAAGCUCGUAGAGGAGUAUAAAGUCACCAGGCAGCUGCUCCCCGUCAGAAUCUGCCUCGUUGGACCUCCAGCUGCCGGCAAAAGCACGGUUGCAAAGAAGCUCUGCAGUCACUACCAGAUACAUCACGUCACCAUCACGCAGCUCAUUGAGGAGACUGUGACCCGGCUGAGGGCGACAGCGAGCGGAGGCGACCCUGCUGCUGCAGCUGCUGCACAGACUCGACUGGAAAACAUGACCAAAAGCCUGGAGCUAAACGCAGGCCGACUGGCCGACCAUCUAGUGUUUGACAUCUUGCAAGAAAGGCUGAAUUCAAAGCCGUGCAGGAACCACGGCUUUGUUCUAGAAGGCUACCCGAAGACCUAUGAGCAAGCGAAGCUGAUUUUCUUGGACGAGGAAACUGAGGACCAGGAUUCAAAGGUUAAAACACCUGAGUACAACAAAAACAUCACCCCAGAACACGUUAUUGUGCUUGAAGCAUCUGAUGACUUCCUGACCAAACGUGUGCAAGGACUUCCAGAGAGCGUGGCCGAGGAGAUGCGCUUCACACAGGCAGAGUUCGGUGCUCGUCUGACGAGGUACAGGCGACGCGCCGCGGCUGAGGAAACGCUGCUGGACUUCUUUGACGAGCUGGAGAUUCACCCAGAACACGUUGAGGUCACCACAGGGGAUCCAGAGUAUGCGGAUGUGAUGAAGGAGAUAACUGCGAUGGUGGGGAUGCCCAGGAACUACGGCAGGAGUCCACAGGAACAGGAAGCGGAGGACAGGAAGUCAGAAGAAGAGAGGAAGCAGAAAGUGGCCGCAGCAGCUGCCGAGAGGAGACGCGGGAACGAGGCUGCGCUGGCAGAGAUGGCGGCUCAGUAUGAGGAGUGGCAGGCGAACCUGUCCGAGGUGAAGACGCAGGAGCGUGCGCUGCAGGAAGCUCGGGCUCUUCCACUCAGGAACUAUCUGAUGAAGUACGUGAUGCCGUCGCUGACGGAGGCCAUGUUGGAGUGUUCCCAGGUCAGACCAGAGGAUCCUGUGGAAUUCUUGGCUGAAUAUCUUUUACGGAAGCAAGACUGAAUAUGAAGUUAUUGAUGAGCGAUUCCAUCCUUUCUGGUCCUAAUUUAAUCCAGUAGAAAUCCAUUAAAAACAAAUCUGAAUGUCA